AUGGGCUCCUUUGAAAUGACUGUCUCUCUGCUGGGACUUGGGGCAUGUGAGACUUGGCAUGCACCCUUUAAUAACAAAGUCACUGUUUCCUACAGUCCACCAGUUCUCCCAUAUGCAGUUCUGACUCGACUUCAGACUGAUGCUUUGAGGUCUCAUCUUGCUGGUGCAGACCCCUGUGCUGGGAGCUCAAUGAGAUCAGGGGCUGGGUCCCAGGAGACACUCCAUGUGAAAAGCCCACAGCUCCUCCUGGUUCCUGUUCCUGAAUUGACUGUCCAAGCCCUGGGUCUUUGGUCUGUGCUGCUGUUAGAGAGAAGGAAGAAAACAGAGAUGCUAGUGAGUUGUACAAAGAAGGGUAGACAAACCAAACAGAUACAGAAAUUGAGGUCAGAAAGACUGAGAAAACUUGCUCAAGGUUACAACUCACAAAGGGGAUGGUGGCAAAUGAAGGUCUGUCAGAUCAAGAAGGAUGUAUUUUGCCACCAUGUCAAAGAUCACGGCGUGAGCCUGGCUGGCACUGCCUGUUGGUGUGCACAUCUUCCCAUGCAUACAAAUGCAGAAACUGUCAUUUUGGAUUUUGUAACCCAGGUUCUGAGUAAAACAUUUAAUGGAUUCUGGCAUUUUGAUAACUUUCAAUUGUCCUAUAUGGUAUUUAAACUUCACAAGCCUAUGAAAUACGAAGCUUUCCUGUUUAAAAAGGAAGGUGUGGACGAAGACUUAGGAAUCCUCUUCCCGGCUAAUCUCCAGUUCAACUUCCUCUGUGAGGCCUACAUGACUACCGAGUGGAAAGCUAAGUGUAGUUCACCCCCAAAAAAAAUCAAAUCCACCACCUCUGACUUCUUGCUUCUGGGCUUCUCUAAACACCCAGACCAGCAGGCUCUCCUGUUUGGGCUCUUCAUGGCCAUGUACCUGAUCACCAUGCUGGGGAAUGUGCUCGUCAUUCUGGGAAUAGGUUCUGACCAGAAUCUCCACUCCCCUAUGCAUUUCUUCUUGGCCAACCUGUCCUUCAUCCACACCUGCUUCUCCUGCAUUGUCCCCAAGGUGCUGGUCAACAUCCAGACGCAGCACCACACCGUCUCCUACACUGGGUGACUUGUGCAAAUGUACUUCUUCAUGGCAUCGGCCCUGCCGGAUGACUUCCUGCUGGCUCUGAUGGCAUAUGACCACUACAUGGAUUGCCUCCCUCUCCACUGCACCAUGAUCAUGUGUCCCCAGUGGUGCCUACUGCUGGUCACCACAUCCUGGCUCUGCGCCCACCUCCUGGCCUUCUCACCCACUCUCCUCAUGUCUCAGUUCUCCUUCUGUGCCUCCCAUUCCAUCCCACACUUCUUCUGUGAUCUUCACCCACUCCUCAAACUUGCCUGCUCAGACACCCACAUCUUUCAGGUCCCCAUGUUAACUGAAGCCAUACUCUCGGGCAUGAUCCCUCUCACCUGUGUCCUGGUCUCUCAUGCCCACAUCAUCCACAUCAUCCUAAGGGUCCCCUCUCCUGGGGGAAAGCACAAAGUCUUCUCUACCUGUAGCGCUCACCUGACAGUUGUCACUCUCUUCUAUGGGACCCUCUUUCUGGUGUAUUUCCAGCCCUCCUCCUCCUACUCUGCAGACACUGGAAUGGUGGCCUCUGUGAUAUAUACAUUGGUCACCGCCAUGCUGAACCCCUUUAUCUACAGCCUGAGGAACAGGGACAUGAUGGAGGCUUUGUGCAGAUUCUGCAACUGUGGAAAAGUUCUACUCAGUAAAAGGGCUUUUCCUAGAUUAGAAGCUCAGUCUCUGUGA
Messenger RNA from Phacochoerus africanus (Common warthog), 1773 nucleotides. Its product is annotated as olfactory receptor 1361-like. Gene Ontology annotation, biological process: G protein-coupled receptor signaling pathway. Gene Ontology annotation, cellular component: membrane. The record is from RefSeq and is a predicted model, not a curated record. Gene Ontology annotation, molecular function: olfactory receptor activity; G protein-coupled receptor activity. Lineage: Eukaryota; Metazoa; Chordata; Mammalia; Artiodactyla; Suidae.